Molecule: messenger RNA, 3306 nt
Organism: Halichondria panicea
Lineage: Eukaryota; Metazoa; Porifera; Demospongiae; Suberitida; Halichondriidae
Exons: 1
Coding region: 1-1062 (353 amino acids)
Source: RefSeq, a predicted model, not a curated record
AUGGCUCAUCUCUCAAUCGGCACUAUUGGCCCCUUCCAACCCAGCACGGAGGAUUGGAAAGCGUAUACAGAGCGACUUGUCUUUUUUGUCGCUAACCGCAUUGAUGACGCAGACAUACGUCGUGCAACACUUCUCACCGUGUGCGGACCGUCAAUGUAUGGACUCGUCCGUGAUCUCCUUGCUCCCGCAGCUCCUACCGAACAUCUCCUUGUUGUCGCUGGCAAGGGACCCUCCUUGCUUGGACGAGACUGGCUGGAGAACCUAAGACUGGAUUGGCACAGCAUUAAAUACUCAACGACCAUGGCCGACGAUCUCCAGGAGAUCUUGGACAAGCAUUCCACAGUGUUUGGGAAAGACCUCGGGCACAUCAAGGAUGCUCCUGCCACUAUUCAUAUUGAUCCAGCGCACAAACCUCGAUUUUGCAAGGCCCGUCCUGUUCCCUACUCUCGCCGCUCGAAGGUGGAGAAAGAAAUCUCACAUCUCGAAGAACAAGGCGUUAUUGAACCGGUGCAGUUCUCCGAUUGGGCAGCUCCUGUCGUACCGGUGGUCAAGAAGGAUGGCUCUAUCCGACUGUGCGGUGACUACAAGGUUACUGUCAACACUGUGGCUAAACCUGACACUUACCCUCUACCUCGCAUUGAGGACAUCUUUGCCUCUCUGGCGAAUGGUAAAUCAUUUACUAAGUUAGACCUUGCACACGCCUACCAACAGAUCUCACUGACGGAGGAAUCCAAGGUCCUGACGACUGUCAACACUCACAAGGGUCUCUUUCGGUACAACCGUCUACCGUUUGGGGUCUCAGCUGCUCCAUCGAUAUUCCAACGAACCAUGGAGAGCCUCAUGCAGGGUCUACCUCACGUAGUGGUGUAUAUUGACGACAUCCUCGUGACAGGAUCCACUGGAGAAGAGCACCUCCGCACUCUAGAAGAAGUCCUAGACAGACUUGAGAAGGCCGGAGCUCGCCUGAAACGUGAGAAAUGCAGAUUCAUGCUUCCCAUGGUGGAGUACCUAGGUCACCGGAUCUCUGCUGACGGUCUCCAGCCCACGGACGCAAAAAUCUAGGCAUUGAAACAAGCACCCAUUCCCCGGAAUGUUACUCAGCUGAAGGCAUUUCUAGGCCUCCUGAAUUAAUCUCUCUACUCUGCUCGCCCCCCUUCACAGGUUACUACGAAAGGCUACUGCCUGGAUUUGGGGCCCUGAUCAGCAGAAGGCGUUCGACCAAGCCAAGCAAACGUUGACGUCAGACAGAGUCUUAGCACACUAUGACCCAUCUCUACCUCUCAUCUUGGCAUGUGAUGCCUCGCCGUAUGGAGUUGGAGCUGUGCUCUCUCAUCGUUUCCCGGACGGCACCGAGAAACCUGUGGCCUUCAUAUCCCGCUCACUUGGUCCGGCUGAAAAGAAAUACUCCCAGCUGGACAAAGAGGGGUUAGCUAUUAUUUUUGGUGUUAAACGUCUCCACCAAUAUCUGGUUGGCAGACAGUUUACCAUUUUGUCUGACCACAAGCCCCUGCAGCACCUAUUCAAAGAGAACGCAGUCCUGGCCUCAGCUCGACUUCAACGAUGGGCACUCAUCCUAGGCGCGUACAGCUACACGAUCGAGUACAAGCCAGGACCAGACCAUGCCAAUGCUGAUGUCUUCAGUCGUCUCCCCCUCCCAGAAUGUGCUACCGAAGUACCGACCCCUGGAGAGAAUAUCCUGGCUAUCAGCAUGCUGGAAUCCCUACCAGUCACGGCAAAAGAAAUCACAUCCUGGACAGAGAAGGAUCCGGUCCUCUCUCGAGUUCGCCGUAUGCUUGCUUCUGGCUGGAGAGACAACACCGACGCAGAACUCAAACCCUACCAGCAACGGCACACUCAACUUAGCCUCCACGAUGGCUGUGUCAUGUGGGGAAGUCGCGUGGUUAUCCCACCUCCAGGAAGGGAGAGAAUUCUCGAGGAACUUCAUGAAGGACACCCGGGCAUCUCGAAAAUGAAGAAUCUCGCCCGAUGUUUUGUAUGGUGGCCCGGAAUGGACAAAGCACUCGAAGAGAAAGUCAAGCUGUGUGACGCCUGCCAGCGAACCAGGAAACUCCCUCCAGUGGCACCGAUUCAACCCUGGGAAUGGCCAGAACGCCCCUGGGCUAGGCUGCACAUCGACUACGCUGGCCCUCUUCUCGGACACAUGUUCUUGGUCGUAGUAGACGCCCACUCGAAGUGGAUGGAGGUGAAAGCUGUACGGCACGCUACCACGGCUCAGGUCGAUCUUCGCGACUCACGACAUACCUGAAUUGCUCGUGUCAGACAACAGAUCAGUAUUCACCAGUGCUGAAUUCAAGGACUUUGUAAAAACACAAGGAAUUCGACACACUACCUCAGCACCAUACCACCCCACAACAAAUGGAUUGGCAGAACGAGCCGUCCAAACCUUCAAGGCUUACAUGAAGAAAGCCCCUGAUGCCCCACUCAGAGACAACCUAUCCCAGUUUCUGUUUCAGUACAGAAUGACGCCGCACUCCACAACAGGCAUCUCCCCAUCUGAGCUACUACUGAAUCGCCGACCUCGCUCUAAGCUUGACCUAGCUAUCCCGAACCUGACUCAAAAAGUUCGCGCAAAACAGCUGAAGCAAAAGAUUGGUCAUGAUCAGCAUGCUGUGGCUCGGAAGUUCGAUGUUGGAGACAAUGUCUAUGUUUGUGAUCUGCCCUCCAAGAAGGACUGGGUUCCCGGCACAAUUGAAAGUACAGCUGGCCCUCUGUCUUUCAACGUUACCCUGAUGACUGGUCAGACGUUUCAUCGACACGCAGAUCCCCGCUCUACAGUCGAACAACAACCCCUGACUGAUUGGACCGAUAUACCGGAACUAGAUCAUGAUACCGAAACACCCGACUUGAACUCUGAACAAUCACCACCACCACCAACUGGCUCGACACUAGCAACUCCAAGUGUUCGUCGGUCAGCUCGAGCGACAACCGCUCCAGACUACCUUGUGGACCAUUACUAGUUUGUAGUGAGUUAUUUUAUAUGUUGAUGUAACGCUUCCAUCUAGUAGGGGAGGAAGUGUAGUAAUGUGCAUAUUGUUUACUUUUAGUUGUGUUAAUUAACUCAUGUCCUGUGGUUAACUUUACUUCCUGUAUUGUACUUUUCUGUUAUUGUGGUUUCUGUUCGUUAGUAGGUUCUUUCUGUAUAGUUGUUCUUUGUUCCCUUUGUGCCUAGCUAUAGGGGCCCGCUCCAGGCGGCUCUUUGUGUAUGGGAGCCUCUGCUCCACUGCCUUUUGUCUUGUACAUACUUAUACCUUUGUUCUUGUGCAUUUUAUCAGUUGUUGAAUACGA